This is a messenger RNA of Tripterygium wilfordii, 564 nucleotides long. RefSeq lists its product as uncharacterized. The transcript has a single exon. Gene Ontology annotation, biological process: negative regulation of catalytic activity. Gene Ontology annotation, molecular function: pectinesterase inhibitor activity. Bases 1 to 564 code for a protein of 187 amino acids. The record is from RefSeq and is a predicted model, not a curated record. Lineage: Eukaryota; Viridiplantae; Streptophyta; Magnoliopsida; Celastrales; Celastraceae.
AUGGCUUCUUCUGCUCAUUCUUUUGCUUUUCUCUUGUUUUUAAUGUUCUUCACUUUCUUGUUCAUGAACCAAUUAGUCUCAUGUGACCAACAAACGGAGGAUCGAAUCAAUUAUGUUUGCAGACAAAUGGAGGAAUACGGAUUCUGUGACAAAACCUUCAAUCAAAACCUGAAAGGCCCAACAGCAGACUAUGUGGAUUUGACAUUGAUAACCAUUGAGCAAUCUCUACUCAAUGCAUCAAACACAAAUACUUACAUUGAGAGACUUGGGAGGAGCACAAAACCAGGAGCAUUGAAGAAUGCUCUCAUUGAAUGCAACAAUGUUUAUAAUUCAAUUAUGCAGUCUUUCAGGAACGCCAACAUGUACUACAAGCAGAAAAAUUAUAAUGCAAUGAUUAUGUCUGAAUCUGUGACACCAAGAUUGAUAGAGAGUUGUAUUACCUGCUUCCUCACUCCGCCGCUUCACCCUAUGGGCCCUUUGGAGACCAUGAAUAGGCAAAUGAGGAUGCUUUGUUCCAUGGCUUUGGUUACUGGCCAUCAACUUCAAUCCAAGAAGUUGAAAUAA